GCGGCUUGAUAAGAUUCUCUUCUGCCGUAUCGGCGGGCAACAACGCAGUACUGCCUCAAGACAAGACAAGACAAGACCUUUGGCAUUUGUCCAGAAGAUUCAGAUUAUCCUUCGAUCUGGAACAGGCAGUGUAACCAUGACCAGAACGUCUUUCGACAAGGCCCGCAAGGCCAUCGCCAAGAAGAAGGGCCCUGUCGAGGCCCUCCACCAGUAUUCCAGAGACUCGAAGCGCCUCCACCGUGCCCAGGUCCGCGAUGUGCGGCUCGAGAAGCUCGCCGCCACCCGCCGCAAGACCGACAGGCCGCAUGUCGAGCGGGCCACUUACUUCCAGGAGGCCGUACGCCAGAACGAGGGCAAGCCUCUCGACAGUCAGACCAUCCAUGAGCUGAUCAAAGGUUUUGUCCAUCAAUACGAUGAAGAGUUGGCCGAGCUCAAACAGGCUCGGCGGCCCGGUCGGCCACCCAGCACUCGCGAAGAUCUACUCAAGGUCAAGAUCACCAGCCUCGAGAAGGAGUACAAGAACGGGUUUCUGCUGCCCGUCAUCGAUGAUGAGACCAAUGUAACCAUGUUUGAGCGAUGGGACGGCAACUGGGCUUUCUUGACACAAAUGAAGUGGGUGCGAAUCUCAGAAGAGGGCAAGGUCCAGCCAUCGAGUUUCCCGCCCAAAGGCGAGCAUUAAGACAGGGAGCACGACGAACGUCAUGACAGUACUCCGAUUUGCCUGCGCCGAAUGUAUGGCCCGGUCGCUCUCCCCUUUGUCUUACCAGGACAAGCACUUCGAUAUCGGCUC
Messenger RNA from Microdochium trichocladiopsis, 790 nucleotides. Its product is annotated as translation machinery-associated protein 16. NCBI's taxonomy places the organism in Eukaryota, Fungi, Ascomycota, Sordariomycetes, Xylariales, Microdochiaceae. The coding region runs from base 137 to 679 and encodes 180 amino acids. The record is from RefSeq and is a predicted model, not a curated record. The transcript has 4 exons. Gene Ontology annotation, cellular component: nucleus.